Fusarium proliferatum ET1 is the source of this 384-nucleotide messenger RNA. RefSeq lists its product as uncharacterized. The record is from RefSeq and is a predicted model, not a curated record. Bases 1 to 384 code for a protein of 127 amino acids. The transcript is spliced from 2 exons. Lineage: Eukaryota; Fungi; Ascomycota; Sordariomycetes; Hypocreales; Nectriaceae.
AUGGCGCCCCUCUUGGCGGAGCCCUGUUGGCUCCCUGCAGCAUCAGGCUCAAUUGGUUUGUUUGUUUGGAUUGGAUCCCUUUUUGAUUCUGUAACUCGGACGACCAUGAUUGAGCAAGGAGAGGUUUUGACUGAUGUCAAUGCUAUAGGCACGCGGAGGAUUAUCGUUGGACUGGUCUUGUUUCAUGUCCCAAGGGAUGAGAUUUCUUUGUCUCCUUGGCGUCUCAAUGGGAGGGGAAUGGCUUCACCGCAAGAUCCAGUAGAUGCCAGCUUUAGCAUUGGUGGGAAAGUUCAUCCGUUGGAUCCGACUACGACUCCAAGCUACCCAAUGUUGGUUCACGACGAAUACCACCAUAUCGAUCAAUUGCAUCCCGAUCCAGCAUAA